GGCGCCCCACAUGCAGCCCAUCGCCAGCGCUGGACGUGCGGUACGGGACGCUGCAGGUUGUUCCGCCACGACGUGGAGGCAACACUUAGUGCAGCGCAGCCUCGUUCUGUUCGUGGUGGGAGCCUUCAUGGCGCUGGUGUCUUUGAACCUGGCUGCAGAUCCAGCGCAACGUCACGUUGUUUCCCGACGAGGUCAUCGCCACGCUCUUCUCCUCCGCCUGGUGGGUGCCGCCGUGUUGCGGGACAGCGGCAGCUGUCGUUGGCCUGCUGUACCCCUGCAUUGACAGCCACCUUGGGGAACCACACAAGUUCAAAAGAGAGUGGGCGAGCGUGAUGCGAUGUAUAGCAGUUUUCGUUGGCAUUAAUCAUGCAAGUGCUAAACUAGAUUUUGCCAACAAUGUCCAGCUGUCCCUGACUCUUGCAGCCUUAUCGCUGGGUCUUUGGUGGACGUUUGAUCGUUCAAGAAGUGGCCUCGGGCUUGGAAUCACAAUAGCAUUUGUAGCAACUCUGAUAACCCAGUUCCUUGUAUAUAAUGGUGUUUAUCAGUAUACAUCCCCAGAUUUUCUAUACAUCCGUUCUUGGCUUCCAUGUAUAUUUUUCUCAGGAGGUGUGACCGUAGGAAACAUAGGACGCCAACUGGCUAUGGGUAUUCCAGAGAAACCACACAAUGACUAAAUCCUCGGAGGAGGGAACAUGGUGCCAGUGUGAGAGCAACGUUAAGAAGAUGUGUUCCUGUUUUAAAUUGAAGAUUAUUUAGCAAAAAAAUAAUCUCUCUGUGGGCUCACUGCACAAAUGACUUAUNGGGGGGGAAUUAUUAAUCCACUCUUAGAAUAGCCAAGUGAAAUUAACGGCUUAUCUUGAAAUCUUACCCUGAUUUACUGCAUAAGCAUUUGCGUAUGGCUGUUCUCUGGAAGAGUUUAACACCAAGUUGAAUACAAGCGUUCAGGCUAAGUGGCAGUUUUCCAAGUAUUAGAUUCCAGUGUAAGUUAUUGAAGCAGCUGCCGUAUUUUAAAGCCUUGAAACUGAAAUUUAAUUACAAGCUCCUGUAUCAGUGCCCAAAGGAAGUAGAUCGAUGGUGCUUAACAAUGAUGAAGUAUGGUUUAAUAGGAAUAGUAUUUAUCCAAAUCCUUUAAAAAUAUAGGGUUAUUUAAAAAUAAGAGUGAUCGAAACCAGUUAGAAGCAUUGCACUAAUGCUUUUAGGGGUCUUAUGAAGGAAUUAUGCCCUUACUCGUAAUGCUGCAUUGGGUUUGUCUUUGGUAGAAAGGGUCAGAGGGAUGAAAGACUCUUAAGUCACCUGGUUUUGAGUUUAUAAACUACUUGUACCAUAGGUGAACGCUGGAGACAAUCUUGUUUCAACGUGAGCUUUUAUCAAGAAAUUCUGACUGAAAGAUUGCUUACUUCACAGGCUCUCAGUCAGACUUGAGUAUAUUUAGUUCUGGCCCUAAUUCAGUACGAACUUAAGCGUGGGUGAAUAUUCCCAUUUAGCAUUAGGCAUAUGUUUCAGUGUCUCACCAAAGUCAGUCUUGGGGUACUUCUAAAUGUCUGGUGUCACUGAAAGUAUGUGUGGUGCAGGUAUUUGUGACCAUUGAGCCUGUGCCCUCAGCUCCUGGGAAGACUGGGGUGUCCUCCUAGGCUAUAUGACACAUAUAGUCCCUAGGCUAUAUGUGAUCUUGCAUCUGUUUGAGUCUGGGCUUUGACUGAAUUGCUUGGAAACAAAAGCAGGCCUAAAAUGUGAUUUAAACUGUGUGAAGAAGAGUGAACAGCUCAUUUACUCAGCUCAGUUUUUAAGAGAUCACUGCUUAUUUUUAUCACAACCCUAUGGAACUUGCAAUCUGUGAUUGCCUUGUAUAGAAAAAACAAAAACAACAACAAAAAAAGUGCUUAUGUCACUACAUUAAACAUUUGGUGUUUCUUAAUACUUAGUUCUGUGAGCACAAUGUAUUUGUUUGAUAGCUUAGACCACAGUGGACCUAAAUAGCAAGUAUUAGGUCUUAAAAUCGAAGUGCAAUGUACAGUAAAAAUCUGAGCCUCAUGUUCUCUUCAAUAGUGAUCGUUCCUUAUGACAGACUAAAGAGAAGAGGGUUCUGAGUUCAUUUCAAUGCUGCAUGGAGUCAAAUGGAGCAAUAAUUUAUUUAACUAGUUCUGUUGUACCUUUCAAGAUGCAAAUUUUUAGACAUACUCCAGUUUUGUGGUUAUGGUGUACUUGUAAACUUUUAUGCAUUUGCCUUUUUGUAUUCUACAGUUAUUGUGUGUGUUCAUUUCCAAUCUUUACAUGGCUUCAGAUAUAAAUAGAGGCAUCUGUUGAAGAUCAACCCAUCCAAAAAGACAUUGAGGCAAGGUAGCAGCAUUCUGGCUGUUCUCACUCUUCAAAGGGAAUGCUGUAGCUGCUUGUGCUUUUUUUUUAUAGGAAGAGUUUAGCACAAAGGCUGUUUUACAAACCAGACCCCAAUUCUAAUCUUGCUUAGUGUAAAUUAAGAGUGAUUUUCACUAGCAUAAGAUCCUUCCAUCCUUCCUCGAAUGUUUAAAACCCAUUUUGAACCACUUGAAGAGGUCUAGUCCUUGGAUUAGAACUGGAUCAGCUCAGAAAUCUCAAGAGAUAAUGCUGCCUACUGGAAAGGUAGUUUUAUAACCAUCUUGAAAGACCAUUUUUCAAAGCUAUAAGACCAGAUAUAAAUCAAGAUGACUGUGAUCUUUGCAUAUAAUUGAUCUCUUAGCAAAGUAUUUAUUUGCAAAGAUAAACUAAAUCUCCUACGUGUUACAAAUACCGGAGCCAAAAAACAUGUAAGUCAAAAGUUCAUUUCUUGCCAAUACUUUUAAGUAUCUGAACCAAAGUGAUUUAAGUUUGGAAGCGACGGGAGGGAAGAAAAAUUUGCACUAUUCUGAAUUUGAACACUUAAAUUCUCAUUCUUACAGAUAAGUUUUCAGCAGUGUGUUUGGUUUUACACGUUUUUUUACUAUUAAAGUUUUAUGAUCAAGUCA
This is a messenger RNA of Coturnix japonica (Japanese quail), 2978 nucleotides long. It is a transcript of the gene INSIG1, whose product is annotated as insulin induced gene 1. The record is from RefSeq and is a predicted model, not a curated record. Gene Ontology annotation, cellular component: SREBP-SCAP-Insig complex; endoplasmic reticulum. Gene Ontology annotation, biological process: cellular response to insulin stimulus; cholesterol biosynthetic process; SREBP-SCAP complex retention in endoplasmic reticulum. Lineage: Eukaryota; Metazoa; Chordata; Aves; Galliformes; Phasianidae.